AUGAAGAUGAAGAAGAGUGCAGCUGUUUUUAUUCUUUUUCUGCUAUGCUCUUUGGCCAUGGUACAAUCUGAAUAUUCGCCAGUGUACAUAGGAUCUCAAGAAGGGUUCAAAGAAGCAGAUAAGAUAUCGUCAUUGCCAGGCCAACCCCUAGUUAAUUUUGAUCAGUUUUCUGGCUAUGUUACCAUUGAUCCCUCAGCUGGUCGAGCGUUUUUUUAUUAUUUUGCAGAGUCUGAAGAUCCUUCAAACAAGCCCCUUGUGCUCUGGAUAAAUGGAGGUCCAACUUGCUCCUCUUUAGGGAUUGGGGCAUUCGAAGAGAUAGGUCCAUUCAGAGUCAAUAGAAGUGGUAAAACUCUUGCGCAAAAUGAAUUCGCAUGGAACAACUUGGCGAACAUUCUAUUCCUGGAAUCCCCUGUUGGCGUUGGAUUUUCUUACUCUAACACAUCAUCCAAUGAUGUUAUUAGAGAUACAGAGGUGGCAUUAGACACCUAUGCUUUCUUGGUUAAUUGGUUGGAAAGAUUUCCAGAAUAUAAAACCAGAGACUCGUUCCUAGCUGGUGAAAGUUAUGCUGGCCAUUAUGUGCCUCAACUUGCUCAAUUAAUCCUCAACAACAACAAAAUCACUAACCAGACGAUUAUCAACUUAGCAGGAAUUGCUAUUGGGAAUCCAAACAUCGACUACGAAACAAGACUAUAUGGUUUAUAUGAUUAUCUUUCGCAACAUGCUCUUAUAUCAGAUGAAAUUCAUGAGGGAAUUGUUCUCAAUUGCAACUUUUCUUCGGUGGAUACUGUAACAGAAGACUGUAAAACAGUUACUAACCAAGCAAAGGAGGCUCGUGGCAAUACCUACUUAUAUGACCUUUAUGCUCCUUUAUGUACUUCAUUCUCACCUUCACCAUCGACACUGGAUUUCAAUCCAUGUGCUGAUCAGGAUGUACUCGUUUACCUGAACACUCCACAAGUCCAAGAAUCAAUUCAUGCAAAUGCAACUGCAUCAAUUCAAGGAACAUGUGGCUUGAGCUUAGAGUUUGACCAAUUUUUAGUACUAACAGUAUUGCCUGUCAUUCAAGAGCUGAUGACUGCCAAUAUCAGUGUUUGGAUCUUUAGUGGAGACACAGGCGGUGUGAUACCUGUAACAUCAGUUAAAUAUGCUAUAAAUCAACUUGGUCCACCAACCGUAAAGACUCCAUGGUAUCCUUGGUAUUCCCAGUGCGAGGUUGGCGGUUAUGUGGUUGAAUAUGAAAAUCUGAUUUUCUUGACAGUAAGAGGAGCAGGACAUUUUGUUCCAUAUUAUCAGCCCGCUCGUGCAGUUACCUUUUUCACUGCCUUCAUUGAAGGAAAACUUCCUUCUCCGCAGCAGAAAAAUUAA
This is a messenger RNA of Lycium barbarum (goji berry), 1365 nucleotides long. Its product is annotated as serine carboxypeptidase 1-like. Gene Ontology annotation, biological process: proteolysis. Lineage: Eukaryota; Viridiplantae; Streptophyta; Magnoliopsida; Solanales; Solanaceae. The transcript is spliced from 8 exons. The record is from RefSeq and is a predicted model, not a curated record. Bases 1 to 1365 code for a protein of 454 amino acids. Gene Ontology annotation, cellular component: vacuole. Gene Ontology annotation, molecular function: serine-type carboxypeptidase activity.